This is a messenger RNA of Ostrea edulis (European flat oyster), 8346 nucleotides long. RefSeq lists its product as uncharacterized. The transcript is spliced from 11 exons. Lineage: Eukaryota; Metazoa; Mollusca; Bivalvia; Ostreida; Ostreidae. Gene Ontology annotation, molecular function: zinc ion binding. Gene Ontology annotation, biological process: Notch signaling pathway; protein ubiquitination. The coding region runs from base 192 to 3905 and encodes 1237 amino acids. The record is from RefSeq and is a predicted model, not a curated record.
UCUUAUCAAAAUUAUAGAAUCAGAAGUCCCUCACCGGCAUCCAUAUUGUGAACCUCGCAGGAAACAGCUACUUUCGUUUGUAAAAAGUCCAGAACAUGCAGACUCCAAGGAUGUACAAUGUAAUGGGAGAUCAGCAUUAAUUUUCUUCAAUAGGACAACCCACAAAUAUCCAGUUCUAUAACAAUACAGUGAUGUUUCCUGCCCAGCCAAAUCGCCCACCAUCUAAUCCACCGUUACAAGCUGAAAAGCGAAUGAAGAAACGUCUAUGCAUUAUAGAUCCCGUCACGGGGAGAGACUUGACAAAUGAAUUACUGCAUACAAAAGAAAGCAAGGAAGCGGGAUCAUCAUACAGAUCCACCCCACCAAGUGGCCCAGGCUCUGGAUCCAGAGGGACUACAGAUAUGACACAUUUUGAAGAAGAUUCGCAGCAGACCAGAGAGGAAUUUGAAGAAAAAGGUUCUGAUUUUGUGACAAAUGAAAUCUCAAAGGAAAGUUCAGGGACAGAUAUUGCACAAAAAGAUGCUGUGUACGGUUUCCUUGCCAAUUCAGUAAAACUGAAGCCCUUUCUAACUUGUGAAAAAUGCAAAGAGGGAUUCGACAAUGACAGAAAACAGCCACUUCUGUUGCCUUGCUUGAAUGCCAUGUGUAAACAGUGUGUUUCUCAUGUUUGGGCAUCACACAAUACAAGUUUUGAAUGUUCAAUUUGUCAAUGUGUCCAUAUCUGCUAUGAAAAUGGGAACAUCAUCUUACCCCAUGAUGGUACGAGGAGAGCUGUAUUGGAAAUCUCUCGUUUGUUAAGUGGAGAAUCCAGUACAAUUUGUGAGAUGUGCACAAAUGAUCAAUUAGCAUCUCACCGUUGCUUUGACUGUUCAUAUUUCAUUUGUUUGGACUGUACUAAAUUACAUUCCAGUUUGAGAACAUUAAAAUGCCAUUCUUACACUUCAAUGGGAAAUCUUUUAGAAGGGGAAAUGGGAAGCCUUAGUAUGUUUUCUGAUAUCACAUAUUGUCCUCUAUCAGGUCAUGAAAAAGAAAUAAUGAAAAUGUUUUGUCGUACGGAUUCUUGUAUGAAACCAGUUUGUGUGAUCUGUGCCAUAAGUUCUCACAGAAAUCACAUUAUAUGUGAUAUAGCAGAAGUAGCAAAUGAAAAGAGAAAUAAAAUCCAAAAACUGAAAGAAAGUGUACAGCAAAUAGAAAAACAGUCACAGGUAUCUUUGUCACAGCUGACCGAAAUGAGUGAGACUAAUAUCUCAGAAUCUGAACGUAUUCAAAAGGAAAUAGCAGCAUGUUUCAGCAAAGCAAAAAGGAUUUUAGACCAAAGAAAAGAUGAACUCUGCAAUGCUGUAGCACAUCAACAGUGUGAUAAAGAAGCACUUAUAGAGAUGGAAAAGACACGACUGAGUAAAUUUGUCGAGUCAUGCUUACAGGCAUAUCUUUAUGUUGACAUUGCGCCUCGUAUCAAUAAGCAUCCGUCUCUCUAUAGCAUUUCCAAAUCAAUGGAAGUGCGACUGGAAGAUCUUCAAUCUCAGUCACCUGGAUGUCGAGCCACUGUAGAUACCAUAAAGUUUAUCCCAAAAGAAUUGGAUUCGACUUUUGAAAGAGCUGCAGCAAGCUUUGGUAAACUCAUGAUUACCAAAGCAAUUUCUUUAAAAUCCAAAGUAUUGAUAAAGCCUUCAGUUUGUUAUGUUGACCAGGAAAGUACUUUUCAGAUUAUACUAGUCUCUUCACUGGGAGAUAUGAUACAUGACGAAGAAGUGCAGGUGCACCUAAACCUCAAGGGAGAAAGCUUCAGAAUUAUUCAGUGUGUCUUUGAAAAAGUGUCCAGCAGUUUUGUUGGGAAUUGGAUUCCAGACAUGCCAAUGGAGCUCUCAUGGAAAGUAGUUAGUAAUGGCAUCGAGAUGGAAACCCUCAAAGGGGUUCUACGGAUCAAGGAAAACUGUGCUAGUGGUAAUGAAAAGACAACGUCGCUCCAGAAAUCAUUGAGUAAGCCAUCAGAACAAGUAGAAAUCAAAACCAAAGAAGGUCUAGUGAUAAAAAUUUACACAGGCAGCAUCACUCGCUUAGAAGUGGAUUGUAUUGUCAAUGCAGCAAAUGAACAGCUUAUGCAUGGAGAAGGAGUUGCAGCUGCAAUAUCUGAGGCAGCUGGUUAUAAAUUUGAUGAGGAAAGUAAGGACUAUAUAGCAAAGAAUGGUCCAAUACCAGUAGGAUGUUGUGGUGUGACAUCUGCUGGCAGAUUACCAUACAAAUGUGUUAUCCACACAGUGGGACCGAGGUGGGGUGAUUAUAGAAACAAAAAUCAGUGCUUGGACGAUCUCUGUGAGUCUGUAGAGGUCACCUUCAGAGAAGCAGACAGACUGAGGAUGAGGUCAAUUGCAUUACCAGCAAUAAGCUCAGGUAUAUUUGCUGUUCCUAGAGAUCAGUGCAUUGAACAGUACCACAGAGCAGUGAUGACAUUCAGCAGAAACUAUCCGUUCCAUAAUCUUCAGGAAAUCCACUUUGUUGACAGAGAUUCUUCAAUGGUUGGCGCAAUACAGGAAUUAUUCAAACAGAGAAGAUCAUCUGGUUAUACACCAGCCAAUCAAAAAGCUCAGCUCACAAAUGAUGACAAACUUUCAUCCAUCUACAAGAAAGAUCAGUUAAAUGAGCAAUCUUCAAGCACUGAUUCCAUUAUAAAUGUCUCGGAUGGAUUUCUCAUCAAACUACAUUUAGGAAAUAUUGCAGAUGCCGUGACAGAUGUCGUAGUGUGUCCACAGGAUGAAAAUUGUUUAUCAAAUGGUCAAAUUGCUAAAGCAAUUUUUGGAAUGACUCCUGAUAAAUUCAGUAGUAGUCAAAGAAAAAAGAAGGUUGGUGAUAUUCUGUCACAAAACCUCCCUGGAAAUUCCCCAUGGAAGAUGAUUAUCCAUGCUGUAACACCUAGGUGGACUGGUGAAUCUGCAAAGACCCCACAGAAUUAUGAAAAGACAUUGAAUAUGAUGGUCCAAAAAAUAUUGAAAACUGCUGAUGAUGCAAAGUUCUCAUCAAUAGCCAUUCCCCUCCUAGGUGCAGGUGUUGGAGAUUACCAAACACCAAUGGAAACAUGUGCGCGGAAUUUCUACAAAGCCGUUAAAGCAGCACACUCUGAAUUGAUAAACCUUAAAGAAAUACAACUUGUGCUGAAAGAUGAAGCUGCAGAGAAGGCAUAUCUGGACAUUUUUGAAGACGGGGGCUUUCAAAUUAUUCCUAAAACUGGGCAGUCAAUGAGUACUAAAGAUUGGGGCAAAACAAUAAAAGGCUCCAAUCUAUCCAAAGAACAAGAAAACUGCUGCAUCUGCAUGGAUUUACCAAAAAAACCAAAACGGUUACAAAAAUGUGGUCAUAUCUUCUGCAAGGACUGCAUUGAACAGUAUUUUGAGUACAAGCCAGCAUGUCCCAGUUGUGGCGAGUUUUAUGGCAAAGUGAUGGGAGAUCAGCCUCCAGGGUCCAUAUCAAUGAAGAAAGUCUACCAUAGAUUGGAAGGUUUCUAUGACUGCAGUAGCUGUAUCGUUGUGACAUACUCAUUUCUCAAUGGAUCUCAAGGGCCUGAGCAUCCAAAUCCUGGACGGCAGUACAAAGGAAUAGUUCGCUCUGGUUACGUUCCUAACAACGAGAGAGGAAGGCUGGUGGCUAAGCUGCUCAACGUAGCAUUCAGCAGACGAUUGGUUUUUACUAUUGGUCGCUCUCGCGUUACAGGCCAGGAUGGAGUCAUCACCUGGAAUGAUAUACACCAUAAAACCAGGCCCAUUGGAGGACCAGAAAGGUUUGGGUAUCCAGACAAUACAUAUCUUGACCGCGUAUUGGAGGAGUUGGCCGCAAAAGGAGUCACUCCAGACUCGGCCGAUGAUCCACUGGAAUACAGCGAGUACUCAAAGUUUAUAAAGUACUACGGCUAAAUUGUCAAACAGAACCAGUAACAGCACUGAAAACCAACUGUAUUUACAGUAUCCAGAUAGAUGACUUCUUAUUGGAAUACAACUGAUAAUUCAUAUUGAUUUAUAUGUAUGAUAUUGAUUUAUAUAAUGAUUUAUAUGAAUAAUGUUAAUUUAUAUGAAUAAUAUGAGAGUUUAAAAGCACUUAAUUGUCCAUGCAGUGAAAUAAUAGUUUUUGUUUUGUAGCAUUAUUUAGAUAUAUAUUUGUUAAUCUCAGUAAAUUCAUGUAAAAAAAAUUCUAUUUGUUAACACCUUGUGAGAAUAGAAAAUUUGCCUAAACAUAUUCAUCAUUUUAUUCUAAUAUGCUGUACAAAUAUUUUGUUGAUUGUUCAGGUAUUAUUCAUAAUCCAAAUUACAUGUAAUAUAUCGAUCUUGGAGUAACAUGACCGGCCAAUAUUCAUAAAGUCAGAAUUAAAAGUCUUUUACUGAAAAUUAAGUUAUGUAAUUAUGCAUCAAUGUGAUGAGUAGUGAUGGUGAGAGAAAACAUAUUUACAUGUAAAAACAGGAUUUUGGCAUGAUCCAUUAAAUGGCAAAGUUUUAUGAUAUAUUCAUGCCUGAAAUUCAGCCACCAUCAAUGUGAGCAGUUGCAAAUGUUAUUUUCAGCCAGUCUACGAGAUCUUCGAUUUGCAACACACAAUAUGGCUUAAUUAGUGAACCUAUUUUCUAACGUGCAGAAACGCACUGAAUGAUCAUUGGCAUAAACACAUCAUUUUAUUGUAGUAAUAUGUUGUACAAUAUUUUGUUGAUUUUCAGAUAUUUAUGAUAUUGAGGACUUCUGGCAGUCUCAGAAAUAUCUUUCAAUUUCAAAUCAGGAGAUAUUAAUAUUAUGAUUUCUGUCUUGCAAUAUAGAUAAAAGCUUAAAAUUUAAAUUUGACAAACUGAGAAAUCUGUAAAUCAUGUAUAUGUUCAUUCAAUGUUGAUUUAUAUAAAUGUUUUAGCUCACCUGAUCUUAAAGAUGAGGUAAGCUUUUCAGAUCAAAACGUUGUCUGUUGUCCAUCCGUGUAAACUUUUCAGAUUUUUUACUUUUCUCAAGAACCACAAGGUCAAUUUCAACCAAAUUUGGCACAAAACAUGCUUGGGUGAAGGAAAUUCAGGUUUGUAAAAAUGAAGGAUCAUACCCCCUUCAAAGGGGAAGAAAAUUCAACUGAAAUAUAGAUGGGAUGUUCAAUUUUUUUUCUGAAGAACUACUGAAUUAGAAUAUUAACAUUUUACAUUGGACUAUAUAGGAAAUUUCUUUUUUGUUGAUUAUAGUUUGCUCAUACAUGUAUCAUGACACCCCCCCCCCCCCCCCAGCACCUUGUUGGGGCCACAGGAGGGAAGUGAACUAUUGCAUAUAUUAUAGGAAUAUUUUUUUUAGAAUAAUAGUAGAGUUCAAUUUGUCAGAUUGAUAUGCAAGCAUCCUCUGUAGUAUAGAUUUUUGGGUUUAGGUGGUUCAGAAUCUUACACUGGAAUAUUAUCAGGAACAUUCUUCGAAAAUAAUCUUAAAAACCACCAAGAUACCGUACAUGUGUAUGGUGAAAUUAAUAUGUAAGAGUCCUUAUAAAGUGUAGAUGUAAGUUUGCUUGUUCACAAUAUGAUGCAUGGGGCCAGGAUGGGGCUCCAGCAAGAGUUUCAAAUUUUACAUCGGACUGUAUGGAAACCCUUAAAAAUUGUCAACUUGGUAAGUAGGCAUUCUCAUGUAGUGUAGAUUCAAAUUUGUAACUAUCAUAGCUCCUUAGUUCAGGGUUUAUGUUGGAAAUGGAAUAUACUGGAUAAUUCUUUACUACAAGAAAACAAAACGUCAAAUUAAUUUGAGAGAACCCUUAUGUAUAGUGUAGAUUCGAACUGCAUCAUGCAUUGUAUGACAAGGGUGAGGUCAUAUAUUAAAGUGGAACCUAAUGAUAUGAAUAAUUAUUAUGAAUAUUUUUCUGAUUUUUUUUUUUUUACUUCUUAUUGUAUCUUUUUAAUGUAAAGCGCUAAUUGGAGAUUUUAAAUUGAUUAGAGGGCUAUGCCAAUGCUGGGUCGAAUCCUUUAUAAGGGUGCAAUACAAAUUUUAGUAUUGUAUCAUUACAAUUUGUAACGACACCGACACCACAAUAUUUAGGAAAUGUGAAUUCAACGAUUUCUUAUUAUAUCUUGAUUAUAAUGAAUAUUUAACUGAUGAAUAAAUUAUUUCAUGAAGCAUGUACAUCAUACACUGUACCAUGAUGGGUUUUUUUAAAACAGUUUUUAGCUCACCUGAGCUGAAAGCUCAAGUGAGCUUUUCUGAUCACCCGUAUUCCGGCGUCCGUCCGUCUGUCCGUCUGUAAACUUUUCACAUUUUCAACUUCUUCUCAACAACCACUGGGCCAAUUUCAACCAAAGUUGGCACAAAACAUCCUUAGGUAAAGGAAAUUCUAAAUGUUAAAAUAAAGGGCCAGGCCACCUUCCAAGGGGAGAUAAUCAAGAAAAGGUAAAAAUAGGGUAGGGUCAUUAAAAAAUCUUCUUCUCAAGAACCACUGGGCCAGAAAAGAUGAAAUUUAUAUGAAAGCUUCCUUAUAUAAUGCAGAUUCUAAAUUGUUAAAUCAUGGCCCCCGGGGGUCAGAUGGGGCCACAAUAGGGAAUCAAAGUUUUACAUACAAAUAUAUAGGAAAAAUCUUCUUCUCAAGAACCACUGAGCCAGAAAAGCUGAGAUUUAUAUGAAAGCUUCUUUAUAUAAUGCAGAUUAUAAAUUGUUAAAAUCAUGGCCCCCGGGGGUCAGAUGGGGCCACAAUAGGGAAUCAAAGUUUUACAUACAAAUAUAUAGGAAAAAUCUUUAAAAAUCUUCUUCUCAAGAACCACUGAGCCAGAAAAGCUGAGAUUUAUAUGAAAGCUUCCUGAUAUAGUGCAGAUUAUAAAUUGUUAAGAUCAUGGCCCCCGGGGGUUGGAUGGGGCCACAAUAGGGGGUCAAAGUUUUACAUACAAAUGUAUAGGAAAAAUCUUUAAAAAUCUUUUUCCCAAGAACCACUGAGCCAGAAAACCUGAGAUUUAUAUGAAAGCUUCCUGAUAUAGUGCAGAUUAUAAAUUGUUAAGAUCAUGGCCCCCGGGGGUUGGAUGGGGCCACAAUAGGGGGUCAAAGUUUUACAUACAAAUGUAUAGGAAAAAUCUUUUUCCCAAGAACCACUGAGCCAGAAAACCUGAGAUUUAUAUGAAAGCUUCCUGAUUCAGUACAGAUUCUAAAUUGUUAAAAUCAUGGCCCCCGGGGGUUGGAUGGGGCCACAAUAGGGGGUCAAAGUUUUUUAGGGUUUUCUGUUGUUUUUUUUAUAUAGUGCAGAUUCAAGUUUGUUAAAAUCAUGGACCCGGGGAUUGGAUGGGGCCUCAAGGGGGGCAUCAAAGUUUUACAUACAAAUAUAUAGGAAAAAUCUUUUUAAAUCUUCUUCUCAAGAACCACUGAGCCAGAAAAGCUGAGGUUUAUAUGAAAGCUUCCUGAUAUAGUGCAGAUUAUAAAUUGUUAAGAUCAUGGCCCCCGGGGGUCGGAUGGGGCCACAAUAGGGGGUCAAAGUUUUACAUUCAAAUAUAUAGGAAAAAUCUUUAAAAAUCUUCUUCCCAGAACCACUGAGCCAGAAAAGCUGAGAUUUACAUGAAAGCUUUCUGAUAUAGUGCAGAUUCAGGUUUGUUAAAAUCAUGCCCCCCUGGGGUAGGAUGGGGCCACAAUAGGGGAUCAAAGUUUUACAUACAAAUAUAUAGGGAAAAUCUUUAAAAAUCUUCUUCUCAAGAACCAUUGGGCCAAAGUAGUUCACAUUUACAUGAAAGCUUUCUGACAUAGUGUAGAUUCAAGUUUGCAAAAACCAUGGCCUCCAGGGGAAGGUUUGGGGCCAUAAUAGGGACUACGGUUUUACAUGCAAAUAGAUAUGGAAAAUCUUCUGAUGUGGACCAAGGUGACUCAGGUGAGCGAUGUGGCCCAUGGGCCUCUUGUUUUAGUUGGAAAUAUUACUUCUUUACACAAUAAACAGUUCAAACGAAUGUAUUAUUUGUAAUUUUUUCUUUGCCUAUCUCUAGACAGGAUUGUAUUGGUACAGCAAUGUCGGUCUGUCCAGGUUUUCUGCACAUUUCUCUCAUAUGCUUGCACAGAUCGAUUUUUAUGGAAAUUGUAAGUUACUAAAACCGACAGUUAUGGGGCUUUUUGGUAUCUGGGUAGCGCAGAGGUAGCACUCUCACGUCUCACUGUUGUGACCCUGAGUUCGAACCCCAUGAUCGGCAGUGGUAGUUUGAGGUCGCCCGCUCCGACACGUGGGUUUACUCCGGGUAAUCUGGUUUUUUCCCACAUAAUAACCCCCUAGUGCCAACAUCCGUACAUCAAAAGGACCCCAUUGGAAAUUUUAAAGCUUUGGAGAUUUGAUGGGUUAUCCUUGGUAUUCAUGUAUGCAUAUUUGUAUGUAAUUAUGUAUCAAAUAAACAGUUAUUUACC